Molecule: messenger RNA, 1233 nt
Organism: Caenorhabditis elegans
Lineage: Eukaryota; Metazoa; Nematoda; Chromadorea; Rhabditida; Rhabditidae
Gene: C54D2.6
Product: DUF281 domain-containing protein
Exons: 4
Coding region: 54-728 (224 amino acids)
Source: RefSeq, marked reviewed
CCGCCAAAUCGUAGUGGUCUUGCCUCAUGGCGGAUUUCAAAUUUUGACCGUCUAUGCAUAUCUACACGUAUUCGUUUUUUAUCUUUGGAUUAUUAACUAUCACAUGUACCGGAUGUAUACCUACUAUACCACCAGAGGACGUUGGUUUUGUUGAACGAAUUAUUGAUCAACUUGAAGCCCUGCCAGACCCUCCACAGUCAAUAAACAAUGUACUACCAGCCAUCCAAGAUUUUAGAAACGAACUGGUAAAAGCUAACAGUUUUUUGAUCUCUAAAACCUCCGAAGUAGCCGAAUCACCUUAUCAACCAUUCAAAGAAACCGCUGCAGUAUUUGCCGGAUGUCAAAUAAAUCAAAUUAAAUUCACAUCUCCGGAAACGGGGAAAAAGUUGGGAAGGACGAUAAUUCCACCAGAUCUCAAGUGCGUCAAAAAGUCAUUAUUCGGGUGUGACGUUGCCCACUUAUCAUGUAAAGUUCCAGCUGAUUCCAAGUAUCCACUCAUUUCUGGAUUUGCAAAAAUCGAUAAAGCUGAUUGGGCAACAACAGAUUUGACUGCAACAAGAGCAGAUUUCAAGCUAGACUGUGAUAUUUUUAAUCGAUGGACCUACAUAUCAGACAUUCCUGGACUUGAAGGAAGAGUUUAUCCAACGAAUGAAGUUUCGUGUCUUUUGGUGCCAAUUAUCACAGAAAUGAAUCAAGUCGAUUUUCAAGAAAUACAUUAUGAUGUUUAGAAAAGUACUGUUUAAAAGAAUUAAACGAGUAGUGACGGAUUCAAAUUAUUUAGCUUUAGCUCCCAAAAAUUCGAUUUCCAAAAGGCAUUCCAAUAAACGUACAAAAUUGAAAAUGUAAUUAAUUUUUAUAAAAAAGAUUUUGAAUUAAGCUAACACUUGUAUUUUUCUUAACUUUUAAGUGUUGUAGCUUGGAUUAACUCAAGUUUUAUUUCACUAUUUAUGUCAAAUACAUGACGAAAAGUAUAAAAUUCACAUGCAUUUUCCUCCUUUUUACCAAAAUUUCGAUGUACCGUGUAAACAUAUUAAUUUUUGAGACUUUUAUGAAGUUUCGUUAGGAAAUUCAGUUGUCGGGGCUAAGUCUUUCCAAACAAUUAUUUCAAUCCGUUGCUCCUCCUUUAAAUUGUUAAAUAUAAUCACUUCAUAUGAUUUUGAAGCUGGUGCUCUCAAUGAUCUUGAUCUUCAGUUGUCCUCUCAUGUUUCGUCUCUUUAUAAAGAUUUUCGAAGA